AUGUCUUCAUCAGAAAGUGAGGAUGGACGUCGUUCAGGUCACUCGAGCCAUGUUCAGCCUUCUGAGACAGGCUCCCGCUCCCGCGCUUCUUCGCGUUCACCUUCACGCUCUUCCCAGAGACAUCAUCGUCGUCAAAACCAUUCCAAAUCCAAAGUCGUUGAUGCAAAUGUAGAAAAGUUGGGUCGUGAAAACCAGAAGUUAAAACGAAAAAUUGAUGCUCUGCAACUCGAGUAUGCUGCAGUGUCCAAGAAAACCCGCAAAAAGGGUGCGGAAAAAUCAAUUGAGAACCAAGGAAGAGCAUUGGCCAGGAUUGCGACUUUGUACACACCCAUUGCAUCUCUUGUCAGGUGCUUUUUUGCAUAUGAUACUGAUGCUGAAGAGGAGGAUGAUCCUGCUGAUCCUGCUGACCUCGACGAGAAAGAGUCGGAGGAGUACUUCAAGCAUCAGAUGGAAAAGCGCAAGAUGCAGCGUGAUAUACGGGCAUACCAUAUUGUUGUCAAAACAGUACCUGGGUUCCAGAAGGCGGUAGAUGCAGCAGGCACAGAUAUCAGUGCAAUUCUUACUUUGUGCAAGCAGUUACAAUAUGGCAGUAUUUCAGCUCGUAGUGAUGAUGUUCAUAUGCUCAUGAUUGAGCUUGCCAACUGGCUCAAUUUCCGACCACUUCCCUCUCGUGCUGACCCUUUGCUGUUGAACCAUAGCCGCGAGCUUCGAGGCUUCAAACACGAUUUGACGGUGAAGCUACUUUGUCCUGUUGAAUAUGACUGGUCCGACUCUGCGGUACGUGCUAAAAUCCGGAACAAGGAGAUCAAGAUAAACACUUCGUUCUUCAUCCGUGCUUUCUACCAAGGUGAAGAAGGUAACCCCAACAACGUUGAGGAAGGAUUCCUUCGUAGUACCCUACUUGUACAGACGUGGCGUCAAAUCUAUCGAGCAAGUGGUUCUAUCUCAGAGGAUGAGAUUCCAAGCUCGCAGUCUGACCACAGUAAUGCUUCGGCACCAGUACCGCAAAGUAACAAAGCAAGGUCAUCAACAAAGCAAAGUCUUGCCGAGUUAUAUGGCCUCAACCAAGUCACUCCACGGACCAUUGCAUACUCUUGCGUCUUGCUUCGCUUUUCUCUCUCUCAUGCCAAGACAUGGGGACAAGACCGCUCUUUCAACUACGAAGGUCUUUACAAUGAGAUUGUUGAUUACUUUGAGGCCGCAGACCCGGAGGAUGAGGAAGUGCAAACACAUCUGGCAGAGCUGCUGCACUGGUGGAAUGAGCAAGCUUUCGCAGAAGAGGACGCUUCGAACAGCCUCAAACCUUCUCUCCACUUCCAAUCUACUCUAGAAGAACAACGUGCAGCCAAAUUGUCGGCGGCGGCGGCGGCGGCGGCAAUGGUCCCUGUGUCUGGUAGUGCAUCCACUUCUUAA
This is a messenger RNA of Lentinula edodes (shiitake mushroom), 1413 nucleotides long. RefSeq lists its product as uncharacterized. The record is from RefSeq and is a predicted model, not a curated record. The coding region runs from base 1 to 1413 and encodes 470 amino acids. Lineage: Eukaryota; Fungi; Basidiomycota; Agaricomycetes; Agaricales; Omphalotaceae. The transcript has 8 exons.